AUGAGACUCCAAGAUAUUCAUAAUAAAAGAUUUAUGCAUCGAGACUUCCAUAGUGGGAACAUAUUAUGUGUUUCAGGUACUAGAUAUAGUUCGAAUAAAUAUAAGCAUGAUGAAUUGCAAAUUGGAGAUCUAGGAUUAUCACAAGCGGUAAAUAAUAAAUCAUCAAAUAAUGAAAUAUAUGGAGUAAUACCUUAUAUUGCACCGGAAAUAUUUAAAGGAUCAAAAUUUACUAAAGAAGCUGAUAUUUAUAGUUUUGCUAUGAUUAUGUGGGAACUUACAACAGGUUGUAAACCUUUUGAUAAUGUUGAACACGAUCAUACUCUUAUUUAUAAAAUUCUUGAUGGAGCACGGCCUAAAAUUACAGAAGAUACGCCAGAAUGUUAUGCUAAUUUAAUGAAAAGUUGUUGGGACCCUGAUCCAAAAAAAAGACCUUCUAUAAAAGAUAUUCGUUUGGCUAUUAGUGGGUGGAUAUCUAGAAAUAAAAAUAAAGCAGUAUUUAUUCAAGCUGAAGAAAAAAGAAAGAAAUUGAUAAAUUCAAAGAAGAUUGGGCCGGAAUUUGCUGAAAAACGACAUUCAGGGGCCAUUUAUACAAGUAGACCAUUAAGUGCUUUAAUUUCUAAAUGUUCAUCCGUCUAUUCUUCAACAAUUUCAUUUGGUAAACAAGGUUCCAAUUAUAUCUCAGAAUUAGAGGAUGAUACAAACACUGAAAGUUUAUCGUCACUAAAUUUAAAUUUUGCAAUCCGAAAUUUUUCAACCUCUUUAAAUUCUAAUUAUAUCUCAGAAGAAUUAGAGUUUGAUAUACUAGACAAUGAAAGUUCUACGAUUCAAAAUUAUUCAACCACAUUAGAUUCUAGUAGAUAUAUUUCAGCAGAAUUAGAGCUUGAUAUAAAGACUGAAAGUUAUUCUAGAUAUAUCUCAGCAGAAUUAGAGCUUGAUAUAAAUACUGAAAGAUCACAAAAUUUAAAAAAGAGAAGAAAUAAAGAAUUUUUAAAUUUAGAAACUCAUGAUAAUAGUGGAAAACGUAUUAAAACUAAUUUCAGUUAUUUACCAUAG
Rhizophagus irregularis DAOM 181602=DAOM 197198 is the source of this 1053-nucleotide messenger RNA. The record is from RefSeq and is a predicted model, not a curated record. NCBI's taxonomy places the organism in Eukaryota, Fungi, Glomeromycota, Glomeromycetes, Glomerales, Glomeraceae.